This is a messenger RNA of Triplophysa rosa, 6165 nucleotides long. RefSeq names its product ALX homeobox 4a (gene alx4a). Gene Ontology annotation, molecular function: RNA polymerase II transcription regulatory region sequence-specific DNA binding; DNA-binding transcription activator activity, RNA polymerase II-specific. Gene Ontology annotation, biological process: regulation of transcription by RNA polymerase II. The record is from RefSeq and is a predicted model, not a curated record. Bases 134 to 1243 code for a protein of 369 amino acids. NCBI's taxonomy places the organism in Eukaryota, Metazoa, Chordata, Actinopteri, Cypriniformes, Nemacheilidae. The transcript is spliced from 4 exons.
UGUGCGUGUGUGAGCGUCUAUUGGUUUGUAUGAGGAAGAGGGAGAGAGUGUGAGACUAUCUGUUCGGUUCACUCUCCAAAAAGGAAGGAAAAAAAGUUUGGACGUCGUCUUCUGGCCGAAACUUUUUUUAGGCAUGAACGCCGAGACGUGCGUUUCAUACUGCGAAAUGACAUCCAUGGAUGCAUAUUAUAACCCAUCUGCACCGCAAGGUAGGGAUCACCAAGCGAACCCGUUCAGGACAUUCCAGACGAGUGACACCAAAUACAGCCCUGCUUUCCUGACCAACAAAGGUCAGGCGUACGGGGAAAAGUCUCGGAGCCCGUUCCAGCAAGAAUGCCAGUCAUUGGAUGCCACUGCUGGGGAAGGCACCUUUAACAAAUACCACCUCUUCAUGCAGAGGUCCUCCUGCAAAACUCCCCCAGACAGCAGCAGCAAACUCCAGCAGGAAAGCGAACACAACGGAGGGCUCAUCGCUUGUUAUGGUAAAGAUAGCACAGGGAUGACAGAUUCAGAGUUGCCGCCAAACACUGAUCCCACAGGGAUGGAUGGCAGCUACCUCAGCGUAAAGGAGUCGGGAGUGAAGAGCCCUCAGGCGCAGCCAAAUUCAGAGCUGGCUUCUCCGUUGGACAAGGGUGAAGGAGAGAGCAACAAGGGCAAGAAACGACGCAACCGUACCACCUUCACGAGCUAUCAGCUGGAGGAGCUGGAGAAGGUCUUUCAGAAAACACAUUACCCUGAUGUAUACGCCCGGGAGCAACUCGCACUGAGGACUGACCUGACGGAGGCUCGGGUGCAGGUGUGGUUCCAAAACCGUAGAGCCAAGUGGCGAAAGCGAGAGCGCUUCGGACAGAUGCAGCAGGUCAGAACACAUUUCUCCACGGCGUACGAACUUCCUCUUCUCACUCGACCUGAGAAUUACGCCCAGAUUCAGAACCCUUCCUGGAUAGGCAGCAGCAGCGCGGCAUCUCCCAUUCCCGGCUGCGUCGUACCCUGCGACUCGGUCACUUCCUGCAUGCCCCCUCACCCGCACGCCGCCAGCGGAGUGUCCGACUUCUUAGGAGUGCCUAGUUCUGGAGGUCACAUGGGACAGACACACAUGGGCAGCUUGUUUGGGAGCCCAGGCAUGGGCACUGGCAUUAACGGGUACGAUCUGAACAUGGACCCCGACCGAAAAUCCUCCAGCAUCGCAACGCUGCGAAUGAAAGCUAAAGAACACAGCGCAGCCAUCUCUUGGGCUACAUGACUCCCCCCGAUGUCAGGAGAUCAUCUCUGAGGUCUCUCAAAAAAUGAAAAAAGAGAAAGGAACAUCAGUUUGCCAUCAAGGCAUGAUACAAAGCAUGACCUGGGGACAAGGAGUGUGUGGAUUGACAAAGCAAAGAAAAAUAAUACAGAAACCAUGUGAAAUCCAUUUCCAUUUGAAGUCCAGAGUGACAAGGGAAAAUCUGAGAUGCUCAUAAUAUCGAGAACCUUCUGGCUUUAAAACAAGAAAUACAAGAAAGAAAACAGAAACUUGACAUUUGAAUGCAAACAAUAAUUAAUGGAAAAGAAACAAAUAGACAAAAAACAUAAUAAAUAAACCCUGCACUUAUCCGCCGAACACUUGGAUCCCAUUUGUAAACACACGUACAUUUAUCUAAACGCAUCUGGCCUUGUUGUUUUUUAAUUCUGAGAAUAAUCCAAACCUGCUAAAUUUUGUUCUGUCACAGAUUCCUUUUCCAAAUAUGCCAUCUCUGCCUAAACAGUUCAAAGGACUUAAAGCAAUGCGCAGUUUCUCACGUUUCUGAAGGCUCUUCCAUUGCAUCCAUUAUCCAAACCAAGUAAUCGUGGGAAACUGGACUUGGCAACAGUUUUUACACUUUUUCCCCACAUAAAAGUUGAUUCGCUGAAGAAUCAAUAUAUCUGCAUUGAUUCUUUUUCAACACCAUGUAGAAGUAUCAAUCAGUUGUCAGAGAUUAAUACAUGCACGUAUUUGGCAUUAGAGUCUGCUGAAAGUGACACAGCAGGACUCCAGUCUCUCUGGUUGUGAUACAGGGGCAUUUAUGGUUGAGGAACACAUAUUCCCACUAACUCUAGUGCCAAGAAAAAGACAUGUGCCAUUUGCCAGUGUAAAGACUAAUGAAAAAAGAUUGAAAACGUAUCCCAGUGUAUCACCGUGAUGGUCUAUUGGUACAUUGGUCUCAGAAAUGGCAUAUGAGUUUUACUGCAGUAUCGGUAAAUGGAAUAUGGGAAAAGUGAAGACUGAACAAAUGUCAGAUGAAAGAUUUAAAGCACUCCAGAGUAAUACCGUUAAUGUGGCUUGGGAAAUGCAACUCAAAAAUGCAAAGUUCUCUGCUGGAAGUUAAGUUUAGCACAACUCUAAAGUAGCUUAUCAGCUUCCAAACUGAAUGAUGAACCUCACCAAAGAUUUGAAACUACAAAGAGGAGGAUGAAAUAUUAGAUUGAGGAGGUUAUUCAUUCAUCUCAGCUUUUUUUUGUUCUACAUUGCUGCCUUAGCUAUGCCCUACAAGCUCAAUGUCCUGGCUAAUGCUAUUGGGGCUCCUUGAAUUUUGAGCUAUGCUUCAUUAGUUUUUUGGCAGAAGGCCGUUGUUUCUAAAUGAAACAGAUUGUCAGUAGAGCAUCAGCCUCUCUAAUUCUGAUUGGCUGUGAGUAAUGUAGGGCUUUGUCAUAUAAUCACCCUCACCGCCAUGCGCUGAGGUGACGGAAAUAUAAAGCGAACACCGCUGCAAAAUACUUUACGGGCUUUUUGCUUUUCCGGAGUCAGAUUUAGAUCAGGUAAAACAAAGCUGGAGCCGAAUCUGAUACACUUGGUCCUUUAGAGAAGCCAUUUCUAAUUUCUAAACGAGAACCACAUUCUGGAGAUCUCUGGAGAUAUAUACAUACACACACAACCAGAGCAGUCGUUUUACCUGGCUGGGGGUCACAAUAGGGCAUCCAAACUGCCAUUACAAAAAAUGACAAAAUAACUCUUCAAAUUGACUGUAGAUCACCUGCAAACAGACGAACGUUGCCGUUCGGUAUCAUAAUCCACAGCCUGGCUAUUUGAUUCACAGGGUGUUGGAGCUUCAUUACUUUUUUGGCAGAGGUCGAUUGCAUCUCUCGACUGAGCAGCUCAUCACCCGCCCUGCGCCAAGGGACCUCCUAGAAAAGGCGGCGAUAACAUGUUAACUCAUCUCCAUUACUUGCUUUUCAGCAGGAGUAAAACAAGAACAUGCUACUAAACCAAUUUAACAGCGGUUCUUCAACCUGCAGUACUUAUUCAGAGCCUUAAAAAGUUCUCCCAGAACUGCAUUGAGAGUUUAUUGUUACUGUAGGGACGAAGCGACUAUACUGUUCCGAUGUUCUGGGAAAGGACAAUCCAAUCACAGCUGUGCGCUGAGUAAAUGCAAAACAAACAUGCCUCGUGCAUGCUUCCCCUUCAGCUGUCAUGGCUCCUCUUACAAAAUCCCAUGCUGAACGGGGCCUGGCCUGCUACCCCGGCCAAAGCGUCGGCCCUCGGCGUCUCCGAGUCCGUGCACACCCGUGCGAUCUUUUAAUUAACACCGAGACAUCUGUGGAGAAGGAUUCUGUGACAGAACAGAGCAGCCUAGCUUAUCUUUAACUAUCGGGGAGCCAGGAAGGGCGUAGAUAAAGCUCAGGUCAACACAUUUGUGAUACACAUUUAUAUAGAAUUCAGUUAUGUUGUAAUGAAUGAGCUACUCGGCACAUCACUGACAGGUCACAUUUGUAUUGAAUUCAAAGAUAAAUCAGCUAAAACUGACUGAUUAUGUAAAAAGGUCAUCAAGAGGAUUGCGUCGAGAUCGAGAAUCGAUUUUAGAGUACCGAAAUGAAACCGUAAUUUUCAGACAGUACCUUGCAGAUGCCUACGAAUUACAGAGAUGUUGAAGUCAGUCUCUGUUCCACCUCUCAAAACUUAUACUACUGAAGUAGGCAUACGCGAGUAUUAAUAAUACUUUGUUUUGUGUGUGUGGUCGCAUGUACAGUUUUCUUUGGAUUUCUUUCUUGCAAAAUACUCCCUUGGAGAUGUUUUUUUUUUGUAAAAUAACCUUGUUAGAAAUAUAUUAUUUUAUGUGACUGAGGGUUGUUGCAUUUGUUGUACGAUGGGUUUGGAAAUAAAAUGCGAUAAAUGGGUUUUUGACAUGUAAAUGAACCCAAAGACAGUUGUGACGGCUUGAGUUAAAUGUAUGGCUUUUCAAUAAUUAUUUGCUUUCAGGCUUGUUUAUGUUCUAUAUAUAUUGUGUGAUUUGCAACAGUAAGUUAUUGCACUUACAAACUUGUUUGAAAUGGUUUGAGAACAUUUUGAUAAAACCAGAUGUGAGUGGAAUAUCACUAUAAAAAGUGAGUACUCGCACUAUCAAGUAAUCUGAGGACAUAAUGUUGACGUUUUGAGGCCUGGUAAAUUGUUUACAUGUCUAUAUUUUGCAUGAAUUAGGGCUGAACAAUCAAAGCCUGUGACAUGAAAGACAAUGUAACCACAAAUGUCUACAACCAUCCAGAUUAUGUUCGAAAAUAUUUCGCUCCAGGACUUUUUCUUUGACACACUCAGCAUCUGUUCUAAGACUCCGAUAUAACAUACAUCUUUCAUUGAGAGAGAUACUAAAUACACAAAGUUCCAGUUGGCUACAGACUGUGUGCUUUUACGUAGACUUGGUUUUAAAUAAAUGAAAAGGCCUAUAUUUAAAAAUAUUAUCAUUACAGGUGCUGGGUAUUUUAAUAUGGAUGUUUCAUUUCAUUUGAUAUUUUCUGUGUGUUCAUUUUUGUUUGUUUCUCUGAAUUCAAAAGAAUAAAAAUGAAAUGAUACUACAGAUCUUUGGUUAAAUAAAUGACCUUAUUUAUAAUAUAGGGCUGCCACAAUAUAGGAUUUUCACUACUCGAUCAUUGUGGCCAAAAGAAUUCAUAAAAACAAUAUCACAAAUCACAAAAUCUACUGAAAUGAAAAUUUUAAACUGUAUAUAUAUACACUAUCAGUCAAAUUCAUAUUUGAUUUCAUAUGAUCUUUACAUCAUAUUAAUAAUCACAAACCAAUACUUGACUUUGAUUCUCACUUCAGAGAUAAAAGUGCUGCUUCUCAUACACAUUUCAUAAAGCAAAACAAAUUGUAGGUUUCGCUUGAGCUGUUUAAAGCUGCAGACAAUCUGUCUCUCUGUGUAUAAUUGGUCAUUCAGUGACAUUUCCAAUAUUUAACUUGUUGCUGAAACUUCUUAACCAGAUUUUCACCUUCUUCAUGCAGGAAGAGUCAGAACAGGAAUAUAUUCUCCUCACAAGUUCACUCCCCGUGGAGAUGAAAUGAAUUUAUCUCAGACGCGCAGGCUCCUGAACCUAAAUCACUCAAAGAUCUCACACAUCUGCUUCUGGGCCCAGACAACAGAAACAGCUGGGAAAAAGACAAUUCAUCCAAAAUCUACACAAGUCAACAUACCAUAUUAAAUUAGGGAUGAGUACAUGUAUCAGAACACUUACUGUAGGUACUCAAAGUGUCAAUGGUCAGUAAUAAAACACUACUGUUUCAAAUCGUUUAACGCUGAUCCAGGAACAACAUGCUCAUUUUUAUUAUAUUGUGCAUUAUAACUAUUUAUUGUGUGGUUUGUUUACGGAUGAGGGGGGAACAACUGAGCACCUAUACUUUACACAGCGAGUUUCAGUCUCGGUCAGCAACAGCACUCUAUACUGUAUAGAGGAGAUAAAGAGUACACAGUAUGCAUAAUAAAAUGAGAUAAAUUGUUACAGAGUAUUAAAAAUGCAGUGCUUGUUCAGAAAAAAACUGAGACGUGAUUUAAUUCACAAAAAAUUGUAUGUUCCGAAUGAUAUAUGCAAGUGUACAUAGACUAACAUUUAUAGCAGGUAACAAUAAAUAGCUCAGAUGUAACCCACUUCAAUACUUAACCAGCACCUUGUGAUAUUCCCAAAUUAUCUGUCCUUUAACACUAAAAACAAUAUACACAUCCCUACGCUGAAAUGAUGUAAAUUUUGCACAUUUAAUAAAUCUUGCAUAUAAAAAACAAAUAUUUAUUUUUUCUUUUCUUAAAACGUAAGUAUAACCAUUUAUAGAAUACUAUUUUAAUAUGAUUGAAGGAGUUGUUUGUUAUAUCAGUGUAUGGUUUUUAGCUAAACCUAAUUAGGAAGAGCUGAACUGAAUAGGAAACGUUGGUAUAAAAUACUUUUUUCAUC